This is a messenger RNA of Rhinocladiella mackenziei CBS 650.93, 2100 nucleotides long. RefSeq lists its product as uncharacterized. Gene Ontology annotation, biological process: nucleoside diphosphate catabolic process. The transcript has a single exon. Gene Ontology annotation, molecular function: nucleoside diphosphate phosphatase activity. Lineage: Eukaryota; Fungi; Ascomycota; Eurotiomycetes; Chaetothyriales; Herpotrichiellaceae. Bases 1 to 2100 code for a protein of 699 amino acids. Gene Ontology annotation, cellular component: membrane. The record is from RefSeq and is a predicted model, not a curated record.
AUGGGCAACGACGCCGAUAAACGUUAUGGAGUCGUGCUAGAUGCUGGUUCAUCUGGCACCAGAGUUUACAUUUACAGAUGGCUUCAAAAUUCCAUCGCCCGGCUCGAUCAGUCCUCCCUUCGUGCCCUCCCAGAAUUGGAGACCAAAGACAAGUGGACCAAGAAAGUCCAUCCUGGUGUUUCAACUUUCGGCGCGACACCUGAAUCAAUCGGCCCAGAACACCUAAGACCUCUUCUUGAACACGCUCUGGAACAUAUCCCAACAGAUGCCGUGCCUCAGACACCUAUUUUCCUGCUGGCAACGGCGGGGAUGCGACUGCUCCCAGAUCAACAGCAAAAAGAUCUCCUGCGCCAUAUUUGUUCAUACAUUCGCUCCGAAACAAAAUUCUCCCUUCCUGAUUGUGAUGUGCAUAUUCAAGUGAUACCCGGCGAGACUGAAGGAUUAUAUGGGUGGAUCGCUGCAAAUUAUUUGCUGGGUGGAUUCAAUUCGCCCGAAGAGCAUGACCAUGGCAAGGGACAUCACACCUACGGUUUUCUAGACAUGGGCGGUGCUUCCGCGCAAAUUGCCUUCGCACCAAAUUCCACAGAAGCAGAGAAGCAUGCAAACGAUUUGACAUUGCUCAGACUCCGAACAAACGAUGGGACAGCGCGCGAGUACAAGGUAUUUGUUACAACGUGGCUGGGCUUUGGCGCAAAUGAAGCCCGUCGACGAUAUGUGACAGAUCUUGAGGAGUCGUACGGGAUUGAUGGUUUACUGGAAAUGCCCGAUCCGUGUUUGCCAAAAGGACUGAAAUUGACGCUAGACGGGACCAUAAUAUCGGGUGACUUGGACCCAGAUUCCAAGCAUUUACUUGUCGGCACUGGCAAGUUCGACGAAUGCCUUCGCCGUACAUUUCCGCUACUGGAAAAAGACAUGCCCUGUCCAGAUGAGCCUUGCUUGGUUCAUGGCGUCCACGUUCCAGCAAUAGACUUCGAUGUCAACCAUUUUAUCGGUAUUAGCGAGUACUGGCAUACAACACACGAAAUUUUUGAAAUGGGCCACCAAGACAAGGCAUAUGAUUUUAACACAUACCAAAGUCGAGUCAGAGAUUUCUGUGAACAAGAUUGGUCGGCCAUCGAGCAAGGGAUAGCACAAAAUACAUGGGGUAAAAAGGUGGACGAAAAAACAGCCCUAGAAGUUUGUUUCAAGGCUUCGUGGCUUAUAAACAUGCUUCAUGACGGUAUAGGCAUUCCACGAGUUGGCAUUGAAGACACGUCAUCCUCAACUCAUAAUGGAACGAAAGAACUUCUAGAAAGCGGAAAGGAGAAGGGGUUUCUUGAUCCUUUCCAAGCUGUUAACAAGAUCAAAUCCACGGAAGUCAGCUGGACAAUGGGCAAAAUGGUACUGUAUGCUUCUGCCGAAGUUCCAGCCGCUGUCGAAGGAGAUCUGCCCGUUGGUUUCGGCAGCAACGUACCUGGUAUCCCCAAGGACUUUCAAUAUCCAGGAGGUGGAAAAUUGCAAGACAUUCCUAACUACCAACCCAAUCAGACGUCAAGCACAGAAGGUUCCCAAAGUAUCACAGGUCAAAUCCACGACACCCUAUUCAAAUCGGACGUCACCCACCGCCUCCCUGGUUUUAUAUUCUUCCUUCUCAUUCUCAUAAUAGCCAUAUUCUACCUCUGUGGCCGCGAUCGCCGGUCUCGAAUCUACAACUCCAUCUUCCCACCUUCCUCGUCGUCGUCUGCGAAACUCAAGACCCCAUUUACUCUUCUUCAUAAGCUCCUCGAUCGCCGCAACGGCAACGUUCGACUUGACCGCGACCUGGAAGAAGGAUCACAACGGCUCUACGACCCUAAUGAUUUCGAACUAGGCAACAUGUCUUCCUCUGACGAUGAUGGCCUCGGUCUCGACGCAGACACUGCUUUUUCCAAAUCCAUCCCCCGCCCAACAUCACAGGGUAGGAGCUCACCUCGAAGUAAACGCAACCUAGGCCGAUUGACACCUGACGUGAUGGAUCGCACGGGGUUGGUGGUCAGGACGGAAAGCCGCGAGCGCCUGGGUUUGGAUGUCGCUAGCGGCCGAUCUAAGAGCCGUAAUGGAAGUCCGAUCAGGCUGAAAUGA